Molecule: messenger RNA, 2211 nt
Organism: Daldinia loculata
Lineage: Eukaryota; Fungi; Ascomycota; Sordariomycetes; Xylariales; Hypoxylaceae
Product: ATP-NAD kinase
Exons: 3
Coding region: 171-1883 (570 amino acids)
Biological process (GO): NADP+ biosynthetic process; NAD+ metabolic process
Molecular function (GO): NAD+ kinase activity
Source: RefSeq, a predicted model, not a curated record
GAUACUUUCUCUCACGGAUUACCUUUUAUUUAGUGGGUUUCAAAUAAAACUUAGUCUUCAGUGUUUCUGUAUAUAAAUUCAAAAGGACGGGAAUCUCUAAGGUUGUAGGUCAUCCUUGUAAUCUUUUUACUUGAUUUCUUUCUUUUUCCCCUUACUUGGCACAGGUAGCUAUGACAGACGACGGUGUCGAUCACUCGCAAGGCGCGAAUGAAAACCAAUGUGAUGAUGAUGGGUUUUCUAGCGCAAGUGACGAUGAUAACGACGCAGUUGAGGUUACUUUUGAUUCAGGCAAUCCUUACCGGAGGAAAAGCUCUUUCAUACAUAGUGAAGCGACCACGGACCAGUUUGCGACAUCCAGGUCCAGGCCAUCGCCAACUCAGUGCUUAGUGCAUCAGUUUCUUGAGGGCCAUAGGUAUGAUGAGCCUAAAAGCGUUGACCGAAAUCACGAUAAGCAAAAACACGAAGAGAUCACUAGCGAGGUUGGCCUAGAUGAAUAUGUCGAACCUAAAGGAAAGACUGCUAGCCAGCCUGAGCACACACCUGCAACAGAAGCAGACAGCGAUUUCAGCAAUGAUAUAGGUCAAGUUGAUGAGAGAGCAUGGAGCAAAGCCGUCAAAAAAGGCAAAGCUGGUUUAGAUCAUAACCAGAGCCUCAACAGUCGACUACUUACAAAAAAACAGCUGACUGAUAUGGCCUGGGGAGUCCGGGAGCUUAGUAGAAGAUUGGGAAAUAUAAGACUCAAGUUUAAGGCCAGGAGCAUCUUCCUCUUAACAAAAGCGUAUGACCAUGAAUUAAUACCGAAGACGAGAGAGGUUGCGAAAUGGCUCCUUAGUAAAGAUAGGGACGUUCGGUAUACUGUCUACGUGGAAAAAAGCUUGCAGGGCAAUAAAGGAUUCGAUGCGCCUGGAUUGUUACAGGAACUUCAACAAGAGUAUAUGGACGCCGGUCAGAUGGACAGCAAUACUCCAAAGGGUACACUGGACUGUCGCUUGCGUUACUGGAACGAGAAUAUGUGCCACGUGCGACCACACACAUUUGAUUUCAUUAUUACCCUUGGAGGCGAUGGAACAGUGCUGUAUGCUAGCUGGCUAUUUCAACGAAUAGUGCCACCGGUACUGAGUUUCUCGCUGGGUAGUCUCGGAUUUCUUACCAAGUUCGAUUUCAAUGAGUACCAGGACAUACUCUCUACAGCCUUUAGAGACGGCAUGACAGUAAGCUUGCGCCUGCGAUUUGAGGGAACUAUAAUGAGAACUCAAAAGAAGGCGAAUCAACCGGAUCAGAUUAACUAUGUAGACGAGAAAGGGGUUCAUCACAAGCGAGAUCUUAUAGAGGAACUUAUCGGUAAGGAACGGGAGGAUGAACAUACUCACAGACCAGAUGGCACUUAUGAGAUUCUCAAUGAGAUCGUGGUAGAUAGGGGACCAAAUCCAACAAUGUCCAAUACCGAAAUCUUCGGGGACGACGAACACUUCACAUCUGUGCUCGCAGACGGAAUAUGCGUCUCGACACCUACGGGCUCAACAGCUUACAAUCUCGCAGCAGGCGGUUCACUCUGCCAUCCAGAAAACCCGGUAAUGCUCGUGACUUCAAUAUGUGCGCACACGCUAUCGUUCCGACCUAUCAUCUUGCCAGAUACGAUCGUGCUGCGUAUCGGAGUGCCGUACGACGCGCGCACCCACAGCUGGGCUAGCUUCGAUGGUCGCGAACGCGUCGAACUCUUCCCCGGCGACUACGUGACUAUCAGUGCUAGUCGGUUCCCGUUCGCCAGCGUCCAGCCGCAAGGACGAAGAAGCGAGGAUUGGGUCAAGAGCAUCAGCGCGAAGCUCGGCUGGAACACGAGGCAGAAACAGAAAAAUGAGGGAUAUCGACGGUGGAAUAGUUAGAUGGGGUAGAGGUUGGCUUGGAGUUCAGGGUGUAUGCUUAGAUUGGACUAGCGGGUCUUUAAGAAGGAGUUCUAGACUGGUUUUGUAUCUAGAGCUGGGGGUGAUAAAGGGGUAUCUAAUUGUGCGAAACAUCGGGUUUCAAGUCAGCCGUGGUAUCAGUAUGAGGUGUAUGAGGUAUCUAAGCUACGUUGACGAUUCUGCUUGCGCAUCUAUAGCCAGGUGAUAAAAAUCAUAAGACGUAGGACUGCUACAGGUCCUAACCCCCAAGAUCGACGAUACAAAGCAUUCAUAAGUCCGUAACCGGUUCUAAUAAGGUAUUCAUCAUGUC